This is a messenger RNA of Ooceraea biroi (clonal raider ant), 1308 nucleotides long. RefSeq lists its product as uncharacterized. The record is from RefSeq and is a predicted model, not a curated record. NCBI's taxonomy places the organism in Eukaryota, Metazoa, Arthropoda, Insecta, Hymenoptera, Formicidae.
GGCCAACCCAAUAAAUAGGUCAUUUUUCAUUAUUGUUAUUUAUACAUUUGUAAAAAUAUUUCUGCGUCGUGUAACCCUAUUAUUAAUACUUCUUGUAGAUAAUAAUUACAAACUGUCGAAAUAUGAAUUAUCCACGGGGAGGUUUCUGCCGGGGACAGACCUAACGGAACAGAGGAUAACAGAAGGGGGUUGCGAUGCGUGCACAUCGUCCUGUCUCUGCAUCGUGGGCGGGAAUGGACGCAGUUCGCCCAGUCGCCUUGGUACAGGUACCUCCAUUGAUCGAAUCGGGGGAGGCAGCGACCGCCCGUUACGGUAAACCAGCAUGCAGGAGAGAGGGGCUCAACACGAAAGCCGAAGAUCCAAGAGAGGCUCGCGAGCGAACAAAACCAUCGAGGACUUGCCAUCGGCUACAUCGUUGUCAGUGGAAGUAUCUGCCUGGCCGAUCAAUAAUCUCCUGGGAAUAUCCGUUCCCCUAUCGGGCCUGCCGCGUUACCCAGGUGGCCAGCUACCCCGUUGACGGUGGUGGUAACAGCAGCACAGCACCCAGCGCUAGUAUCAGCGACCAGCAGCGCAGCCAGCACCUGCCGCCUUCCCCGUGUCAGGUUUGCACGGUGUCCAUUCGUUUCAGUUCCCCGAAUUCACACUCGACUCCAAACGCAUCUGUUCGAUGCGAAUGUUUUCUUUCGCUUGAAACAGUUGCGGGGUAUAUAGGCAAUAUUGGAGCAGAAUAAUAUAUGCCGCACACAUACGAGCACAAGUAUUGAACGUGAGUGCGCAAGAGUCUCCUUGAAAAGUAUAGCGAUGGUCGUGGUCGGGCUGCAGCCUCUGCAGUCCUCUUGAAAAAUAGUAACAGGUCAUCGCGGUAGCAAUGAUGUGGACGUAUUUCAGUGGACAAUUUAAAAGACUCCGGAUAAUACACGGAGGUUACGGAUAUAGACUCGGUGCAAACACGAGACCAUGGAGUUCCGGGAGGGCGGAGGCGUUCGCAUCAAAUAUUCAAGAGAAUUGAUUCCGACGAAUGCAGCCAGCAGCAGCAGCAGACACGAUCUACACUGCCACGACCGCUGCAGCAAUAUCCAUGGGACCGUGAAAUCCUCCUCGAUCUCUAUUCGCAUUAAAAACCGAGUUAAAAAAAUUUUUUUAAUUAAUUUCAACAUCGCCAUUCACUGAAAAUGCUUCCGAAUCAUUUCAAAUAAUUCUCUCAAAUGCUUUUCUUAAUUUUUAUAUUAAUUAUUAGCGCUGACUUAAAUACCUCCUUGAAAAAUUUCUUUCUUACGAUAAUAUUAAUUAAUAUACACUAAAUAAAAA